Camellia sinensis is the source of this 3723-nucleotide messenger RNA. The record is from RefSeq and is a predicted model, not a curated record. NCBI's taxonomy places the organism in Eukaryota, Viridiplantae, Streptophyta, Magnoliopsida, Ericales, Theaceae.
CUUUGUUUUAGUUGGCUGUGGUCAUCUUCUUUUUGAGUAGUUCCUCCUUGCAAGCUGUUUUGAGCUCUCUUUCUGUUGGCAAGUUCACAGACCCCAUCUCUCUUUGUUUAUGUGGUCUCUAAACUUGUGUGGAGUUUUCUUUUUAUUUGUUUUCUUUUCAUUUAACGUUACCAUGUGGGCUGUACAUGGAUUUAGUUUGUUAAUCUCAGCUUCUCUUAGGCAUGUUCAUAGCCCAUCUUCCAUUAGGUAAUCCAUGUCCAUGGCACUGCUAGUUCAAGUUGCUUGUUUGUUGCUGCCCAUUUGCCUUGAUUUCUUGACUGUGCUAGCUACUGGAUGUAGGAAAAUGGGUCUUCAGUUGGUCCUUCUACUUAUUUUUGGAUGUCCAGUCUUUGGUGGGUUUGCUUGGUUGCUGCUAUGGUUGGUUUGGCCUACUGUUUGGCUGUUGUGGUGUUGCUUUUGGCUACUGCUUUGGCCUACUGAGAAGGCUUGCUCCCUUGGUUGGCUUCUUCUUUUUGUGGUUUUAUUUUUUCUAUUAGGUUUAUUUAUUUUAGUUUACUAGUGCUUUGCUGGUGCUUCUUUAUGGGGCAUUGAGUUCUGCAUCUUUUUGUUAGGCUUUGUUUUGUUUGUUGUUUGCCUUGGGUAGGUUGCUUAGUUAUUGUUUUUGGCUGGUAAAAACAUAUGUGCUCACUUUCACUCAACCCACAUAUAGGAACUUACAUCACUCAAAUAUCCAAGAAAUACAGUAACCUAACAUAUCUGGCCUCAUCAAUCUCAACCCUCAUUCUCCCUAGAAGCAGUACUAGGUAGACACUGCAAAGAAAACAAUUAGAUAAACAUAUGGGAACAAUGCAAAGAAGCUCAUCCUAAAUAUCACAUUACUCAACCCUCAGCAUCCCUGAAGAGGUACCAGCAGGACCUGCAAAGAAGCUCAUUAGAGGAAAUAAGGAGCAGCUCCAGCCAACAAGCAUCCACAGCCUAAGGAGACCUGCAAGAGUAGUAAGUCCAAGCCUACAAGAUUCAGAGCGUUAGUGCCAUAGCCAUAAGAAAUCACCCCAGUUUCAGUACAGAGGAAGGGAGCCUCCAUCUGUCCAUAAACCAAUCACUAGUGGCAUUCUUAUUAAAGUUCUUCAUAGAAAGAAUUCGAAACCUUACAGGAUUGACAAUUCUUUUCUAAAUCACCUCAACAGGAGAGCUAGGCUUGUACAGAGAAUGCCAACAACUAUCUCUGUACCAAGUAAUCUUAGAGAGAACACACAUGAAAAAUUGAAGAGUCUUAUCACAUUAAUCUAGGCAGCAAGAACAAACUAGAAUCUAAGAUUAACCACUUUGUGUCGAAAAAGUAGCACAAGCACAUCAAAUGGUAGACAAUUGCCAAGUCUAGACAACCUAAGGUACAGCAAUCUUAGCAACCUGAACAGUUAACUGACAGAAAGAAAGAUUAAACUAGAAAAAAAUAUAUCUCAGGCAACUCCAGCCAACGUUUAUGUUAGGAGAAUUACUAUUAAUAAGAAAUUUACGAAGUCUAAUUUGUCAAAUCCACACUUAAUUGAGGAAUCAAGCUCCAUAAGUUAUAGAGCCCAGAUCUACAACUAGAAGUUCAAAGGAAUGAGGUCAACUACACAAGUUUCUAGCUUCAAAAUGGAUCUAAAACUACUAGUUCAAGGGAAUGAGGUCAAGUAGACAAGUUUCUUACUUCAAACUGGAUCAACAACUACAAGUUCAAGGGAGUGAGGUCCAGUACAUAAGUUUCUUGCACCAAUUUUGAAUGUUUUUUGUGAUCCUAUAAAUGGUUGACAAAUGCUCAUCGUCACUGAUAUCUUUUAAGGAAUCAUUAGACUACAUGAACAUUUUACUGUAAAUUAUUUCUAGGUUUUUUUAAGUGUUUUGAGGCUAGUGAGCAGUCUCCAAAGCAUCUGCCCAUCUGAAGAAACAUAAAAGUUUCCAACUCCAAAAGCUAAGACAUUUUGCAUACUCAUUUUAAAAACUCUUCAUAUUGAGUGAAUAUGACUAUGGUACAGAUGGAGAAUAAAUGAGCAAAUGAAAAUAAUAAACUAAUAUGCCCACUUCUAACAAUCUAAUAAGAGUACCCUUUAAAUUCAAUCUGAAAUAAAUAAAUAAAUAAAUAAAUACUUGAAUUAACCUUACAAUUAUAUAUAUACAUACACUUUAUGAACCUGCGUAUUCUUGCAAACUUUAGAUUUAAGUAUUUUACCAAGUGCCAGAUUUUGGCACUUAAGACUUCACUUGUACAGGUAAUAGGUAAAUUGAUUCCGAACUCAAAGUUAGUGCCUGGAAAUGAGUUUAUGGUGAAUUGGUGAUCAAGACCCUAUAUCUGCCCAUUUACUGCUUAUAAUAGAGAAUUAUACAUUAUAAUUAUCAUUGCAUUUGAUAAGAGAGGAAACACUCUUUUUUGGCAGUGGGAUAUUUAUAUAUAUAUUAAAAUAUUUACUAAUUGAGUAUAUAGCAUUUACCCCCAAUUGAUCGGGACACAAGGGUUUGGUUUGGUAUGUCUAUUUUUCUAAUAAUCUUGUUUGAUAGAAUGAGCUUGAAUUAGUAAAAAUUUAAUAAACUUCAUGGUUUCAGUUUAUGUAGGUAUUUCAGACAAAAACUAGUAGUCUAGAAGUGUUUAUAUAUCUAGUAUUAAAAAAGUACUGGUUCUAUUUCUCCUGUAAAUUGCUGUAAUUCUUUGUUUUAUGCAAAUUGGUGCAACAAAAAUUUGUGAAAGCUUGAUGCUCUGUUUGGUUGGGGAGAAAAAUGUUCCAGGGGGAAGCUUUUGAGGGAAAAAGUAAGGAAGCUUAUAAAUUAUAAUCCUCUGUUUUUCCUUUUGUGGGCAUAAUUUUAAACCUCCGGCUUGUUUGACUGAUGCAGGAAAAUAUGACUUAGAUUAUAUGUGCUUUUUUGUUCUCUACUUUUCCUCACUUAACAACAGGAUGACAGAUGGAGUUGCUGAUUAAUUUAGAUGAUAUGUGCUCCAAACUAUUUGCAUAGCAUACCAAUUGAAAUUGUCACUAGUCAUCGGUGUUUUGUUUUUUUGUGUUCAGGUUGCUCUAUGGAGGGAGAUCCCUUCAACUAAUCAUGCUGAUCAUACCUCGAAUACAGUUGAGCUCUCUCUGUGGGCCCAAUAGUUGGAAGUUGAUGCAUAUAUUAUUUUUAAUUGGGUGGCUACUUAAUGGUGCUGAUGUUUGUCAUGCCUAUCAACUCCUGAAGAAAGGUGGGCUUAAAGAUGAAAACAUCAUUGUUUUCAUGUAUGAUGACAUUGCUCAAAAGGAAGAGAACCCCAGGCCUGGAAUCAUAAUCAACAGUCCCUAUGGCGAUGAUGUAUACAAAGAAGUGCCAAGGGAUUAUACCGCGGAAAAUGUCAUUGUUAACUUCUUUUCUGUUAUCCAUGGAAAUAAGACUGCUCUUACGGGGGGAAGUGGAAAGAUUGUGGAUAGUGGUCCAAAUGACCAUAUUUUCAUAUUUUACAGUGAUCAUGGGGGUCCUGGGGUGCUUGUCAGACAUGGACAAGAGUUGGAUUGCACUAGAUAGCACAGUUGAUGGAAGGAUAAGUUGGGCAUAUUAUGAUGGGAUUGGUUUUUGAUGACGUUUGGAAGCAUACUUGCAAAUCAAGAUCGAGUGUUGAAUUUUUUUAUAGACUCUACGUUAAUUCAUUUUGGGAUUUGUUUUGAUGGUUUUUUUGUUAUGUAUACUUCAUGGAUUAUUAUUGAAGUUGUUUGAUGAAUA